Messenger RNA from Trametes versicolor FP-101664 SS1, 852 nucleotides. RefSeq lists its product as uncharacterized. The transcript has a single exon. The coding region runs from base 1 to 852 and encodes 283 amino acids. NCBI's taxonomy places the organism in Eukaryota, Fungi, Basidiomycota, Agaricomycetes, Polyporales, Polyporaceae. The record is from RefSeq and is a predicted model, not a curated record.
AUGCUCUCAGCCUUUGAGCAUCAGACCGCCUAUGUUCCCCUCUACGUCACGCCUCUCCUGUCUGUGAGGAACCCAGCGCCGCAAGGAUCGCAAACGGCAAUGUACGCAGUCGCGAUCGAGCCAUUGUACCCCCUCCAAGUUGGCGACGCGGUCCACCUUCAUCUACUCUCCUUUCCCCCCCGAGAGCCGGGGACGACGCAAAGCGGGGUGAUGAAGCCGGUCGCGACCCCCCUCGAAAUCAAAGGCCGAAUCUCUGGAGAGCGCGAGAGGGACGAGCUCGAGGUGGAGUUCGUGAUUAGAAAUGAUGAAGAAGAUACGGACGUACGACGAGUUUUUGUGAGAGCGGGGGUGAACUCAUGCACUCCCGCCACUCCGAUGACUUCCGACGUGCGCUAUGGACUCCGACGGCCCAAUCUGCAUGGCGGACAGGAGUGGGUGGCGGACCGCGAAGUGGAUAAACCUUGGCAGGCGGGAUGGGGCGGGCCGACUCAGACGCCUAUCCUGGAGGCUGAAGGUGGCGUGGGCGUGCGAAACGCGCUUCCAGAUGCGCAGCGCAUCUUGUUUGAGCAGCUCGGGGUAGAUCGGAGGAUGAGGAGCGCCCAUCGCCAAAGCGACCGCGGCCGCUGGGUGGUGUACGCGCCGCCGAGGAAGGGGGCGAAGAAACUUAGACGGGUUGAGGGGAGCAGGCCUGGACCCCCAGCGGUAGCGCCGGGACCGACGCAGAGAAUUCCAACGCCGUGGGACGCGCCGAGAGAGCGGAGCCGGACGGGCAUUGCAGAGGGGGUGGGAAGUAGUAACGGGCGGAACUCGGAGACGCCGGCGCGGGGGCCGAAGGACCUGUGCACGAGCUAG